GAACGUCAUUAUUCAACACGAAACGAGUGCAAAAUUCUAGUGAGACUAAAAUUGAUUGUGUCCAAAUAUGAAGUUGCCAUUCAGGAGGAUAUUAAUCCUGUUGGCCUUGCUGUAUGUGGGGUCUCUGCUGGUACAGAGUGCAAGGGCCCGGAGCAUUCCGGGAGACAAACAACAGCAGCAGCCUGAAAGUACAAAUUCCAGUGAAUAUGUCCUGAAAAAGGAUAACGCCACCGAUUGGGCCAAGGUGCGGAGAGAUCUGGGGCAGCCCGUGGACGAGGAACCCGCACAAUCAUUACCUCAGUAUCCAUUUGCGAGCUCCAUUAGGCACUUGGCCCGCACCAAUAGUUCCAAUUCUUCUGGCAAUGCAACUGCCGAAGAGGCGACACCCUUGGACUUUAACACGUCGCAUCUGCCGUGUGACUUGGAUUCUGGUGGACGGGAGUCCGUUGUGUGGGCCUUUCCCAAUCACUGCAUCUGGGCCUAUAACAACAAAUACAACUCGGAGAAGGCCUUCAAGAUCUACAAGAUCUUUCAGCUGGAGGCCUUCUUCUUUGGCCAGUACUACGAGCGUCUGAAACGCUUCGAAAUGGAUCCACACGUCUGGGACUAUACGAAAACGGGCGUUACCUAACAAAGCCGCCGCCCCGGGCAACAUUUAA
Drosophila guanche is the source of this 659-nucleotide messenger RNA. RefSeq lists its product as uncharacterized. The transcript is spliced from 3 exons. Bases 68 to 631 code for a protein of 187 amino acids. NCBI's taxonomy places the organism in Eukaryota, Metazoa, Arthropoda, Insecta, Diptera, Drosophilidae. The record is from RefSeq and is a predicted model, not a curated record.